AUGUCGGCUUCCGACCCUCGUCGACCGACCAACGACCAAGAGGAGGAAGAUGACCUUCUCGACGCUGAUGAGGCUGACGAGGAGAUAUUAGAAGAUCAGGAUGGGGACCAUCCAAUGGACGAUGAUGAUGACCUAGAAGAAGAGAUUCAAUUACAAAAUGACUCCUCCGCGCACUUCGAUUCUCAUAACGACUCUAUCUUCUGCAUUGCUCAGCAUCCUACAAAUUCAAAUCUUGUGAUAACGGGCGGUGGUGACGAUGUCGCAUAUAUUUUUGACGCUUCAAUACCCAAUGGCCCAGUACUUCCGAGCUCCUACGAGUCAAACCCGCAGCCACAAGGAGAACGACAGAGUAUUUCUCCGCUUCAAAAACUAGACGGACAUACCGACUCCGUCAACGCUGUCACUUUUUCGUUACCAAAGGGAGACUAUGCGGUCACCGCUGGUCUAGACGGCAAACUAAGAGCUUGGAAAUCCGCAGAUGCGGCCUUGAGUAAGUGGUCGUUCGUCGCUGAGGCUUCCGAGGUGCAAGAGAUCAACUGGGUGAUUCCCUCGCCCAACCCUGCUCAUCCAAAUACAAUCGCCCUGGGAGCCUCGGACGGCUCAGUCUGGGUCUACCAGAUCGAUGCCUCAGACAACGCGAGCCCCUUGACCAUCGUACAAGCCUUCUAUUUACACACUGCAUCGUGCACAGCAGGAGCGUGGACGCCUGACGGCAGUCUCCUGGCUACGGUAUCCGAAGACAGCAGCUUGUAUGUGUGGGACGUCUUUAACACCGGCAAUGCAGUCAUUACACACACGGCAGCCGACCAAAGAUUCGAAGUCGAAGGUGGUCUCUAUUCGGUCGCAUGCAACUCCACGCUCGUCGCCGUUGGCGGUGCAGGCGGCAACAUCAGAGUAAUCGGGCUCCCCGCGCCAGCGGCACCUAGCCAACAAUCCAAGAAAUCAAAACAAUCAUCCUCAUCCUCAUCCUCUUCCGCCGCCGCAGGCCAGAUCCUGGCUUCGCUGCAAGCUCAAUCCGAUGGCGUCGAGACCCUCUCCUUCUCUUCACCACCCCUCACACUCCUCGCGGCAGGCAGCGUCGAUGGCUCCAUCGCCCUCUUCGACACAGCUCACCGCUUCGCCGUGCGUCGCCACAUCAAAGAAGCACACGAAGACUAUGCCGUUGUCAAAGUCGACUUUGUGCGCAAUCCACAGAAGGGCGGCUGGGUCCUAAGCAGCGCGGGCAUGGACGGUGUCAUCCGCCGCUGGGACGUCCGUGGCGGCACGACAGCUGCGGGCCAAGGAUUCAUCAAGGAGUGGAAGGGCCAUAGAGGCGAGGGCGAGGGCGGUGGCAUUCUUGGAUUUGUUCAGGGUGGCGGUGGGAAUAGAAUUGUCACAGCCGGCGAUGAUGGCGUUUCGCUUGUGUUUAAAGCGGAUCUUGCAUAG
Exophiala bonariae is the source of this 1425-nucleotide messenger RNA. RefSeq lists its product as uncharacterized. The record is from RefSeq and is a predicted model, not a curated record. The transcript has a single exon. Lineage: Eukaryota; Fungi; Ascomycota; Eurotiomycetes; Chaetothyriales; Herpotrichiellaceae. Gene Ontology annotation, molecular function: protein binding. Bases 1 to 1425 code for a protein of 474 amino acids.